GCGAGUUUGUCUAUAAAAACCAGAAAAUUAACUAGCAGCGGCUUCAGAAUCGAUUCACGAAUCGACAUAUGCGGAUGCAAAAGCCACAAAAUAAGCCAGAACAAAUUGUUAGUGCGGCGAAACUGAUCAAAAGUGAUUUCGAGACAAACGAGUUUUCGAUCUAAAAAAAAAAAAUACGAAUAAAAUUCCCAAUCAAUUAAAGAAAAGAAAAAGUACAGAUUAAAGGGAAUCGAACCGGUGAAUAAAUUAUGCAAAAAUAUCACAAAAGUUCUUAGCCGAAAGUCGGAGUAUUUAUAAUGGUCAGGACGCGUGCCCAAAAUCUCGUCUCGUGACGCGUUUGCCGCUUUAUUUCGGAACUUUAAAAACUGGUCGCAAAGCCCGACCUUGACACUCACUUUUCUAAACAAUCGACUCUCGGAUCCGAGACCAUUUUUUGGCCAAGAUCUCGUCUUCUUUCUCGGCCGCUUUACAAACCGCCCGUCAGUCUUCCGCCGGACCGGAGAUGGAACGCACGGAUCGCGUCCGCUGAACAGAGUUUCUUUUAGUGUUAUAAUAUUUUCCCCAAGCUAAUCACUUCAACUAAGAGCUCUUGAAAAACUGAAACUCUUACCCAAUCGCCGUCAGUGUGCAGCGUGCAAACAAUAAAACAAACAAACAGCCAAACAAAAGUGCAAAAAUAAAAAUCUUACAAAUACGUGUGCGGCUGUCCAUGCAACAGCAUAUUUUAAUACAUAAUUAGCCAAAGAUCGUGGAAGCAUCUCGGUGCAUGUGCACAGUAUAUACAUAUAUAUAUAUAUAUAUAUAGAUAUAUAUAAAAUUUACAUAUAAAUGGUAAAAAUGUGGCAGGGAAUCGUGUGCAGCUUGGCUUUAUGCCUCGUCGGAUUGGCGGAUCUCGGCAUCGCCAACAAUCUCGCCGGCUACGAAGGUUAUACAAAAUACACGGUGCAACAUGGAGACGAGGAUGCCUUCAAGUACAUGGUCGACCUUCAGACGAACGACGCAGAGCUGGACUUUUGGCUGCUGACCAGAAACUCCUCCGUACUGACUGUGAGUCCCACGCGGAAGACGCAGUUCGAGGCGAGUCUUUCCAGUUUGGGAGUUAGCUACGAGAUGCAGCCGCUCAUGGAGCUGAUGGCGGCCCUUCAAGCGAACAGUUCCUACGCGGAGGAUAACUACGAUGCGGAGUACGAGGAGUGCCAGCAGGAUGAGUGCCAGGAGGCGGAGCGACCACGUCGUAGGGCUCGUCGUCAGGCUCGCGGCUUCUUCUCGCACUAUCCGCGGUACCACGAGGUGCUCAGCUUCAUGAGCGGCUUGGCCGCUAGAUAUCCGCAGUACUGUCGCUAUGAAUCCUUGGGUCGUUCCAACGAGGGUCGGCACAUAGCUGCUCUCUCGAUUUCUCUGAACAGUAGGGUACGUCCUCGUCGAGUGGCCUAUAUCCAGGCAGCCACCCACGGUAGGGAGUGGAUUACCACGCAGACCGUUCUCUACUUGGCCUACGAACUGCUGAGCAAUCUGCGCGCCUUCACGAGAGUCCUGCAGGAUGUGGAGAUCUUCCUGGUGCCUCUGGUCAAUCCCGAUGGCUAUGAAUACACGCACACGACGGAUCGUUUCUGGCGCAAGAACCGUCAUCGUUAUGCGGGUCAUUCCUGCUCCGGCGUGGACAUCAAUCGCAACUUUGGGAACCACUGGAACUAUCAGGGAGCCAGCCAGAACCUCUGCUCGGAGGUCUACUCGGGCACUGCACCCAACUCGGAGCCAGAGACCUCGGCGGUGGUGCGGUAUCUGGAAUUCAAUCGAAACCGUGUGAAACUCAGCCUGGAUGUUCACUCAUUUGGCAAAUUCAUUUUUUAUCCCUACGGCUAUGCGAAAAACACCGUGCCACCCACCGUGGGAACGCUGCGCUCGGUGGCUCUGAGGGCCGCCAACCAGAUCGGCAGGUACCGUGGAACGCGCUACACCACCGGCACCUCCGCGUCCAUUUUGUACGAGGCCUCCGGCAGCUUGGACGACUUCGCCUAUGGCAAUCUGGGAAUCCCGCUGUCCUACACGCUCGAGCUGCCCGGUGACGAGUUCCAUGUGCCCGCCCACGACAUCAUCCACGUCUGCAAGGAGACAUUCGCCGGCUUCAUCGAGUUCAUUCGGCACGUCAGCCUUUACUAGGAGGCGCCACUGUAUUUCCUAAGACCUUAAGCAAUUGAAUUUAUUGUUUGUUAAAACUAAAAUGAUAAGUGACCUCGUUGUUAAGCAUUAAAGAGAUGAAUAGUGAAUAAAUAUUUCCGUUUAAA
Molecule: messenger RNA, 2285 nt
Organism: Drosophila simulans
Lineage: Eukaryota; Metazoa; Arthropoda; Insecta; Diptera; Drosophilidae
Product: carboxypeptidase B
Exons: 5
Coding region: 829-2160 (443 amino acids)
Biological process (GO): proteolysis
Molecular function (GO): zinc ion binding; metallocarboxypeptidase activity
Source: RefSeq, a predicted model, not a curated record